CGUACGAAGAGCGUUUCACAGCGUCUCACGCACGCACGUCUUUUUCCGGAUGUCAUCCCCUUCGUCGUGGCCAGUUAUCGUUGUGACAGGCGCUAACAGCGGCGUCGGUUUAGGAAUUUGCCAGCGUUUACUUGUUCAGCUGAUAUCCAGAUCUCCAACGGAUGCCCAACCUCAUUAUGAUUUCCACGUCCAAAAAACGACAACAACCGACGACGUCUCUUUCGACGGGUUGACUCUAAUUCUUGCUUGUCGUAGUAGACAACGAGGAGAGGCUGCUCGCGACAAAUUGUACCAAUUUGCAGACGAACAAGUUCGUCACUUUGAAAUCCUUUCAGGCUACGAUGGGCAUGCCGAGACCUUUAGAAAACACCUAACCAUCGUGGUCCAUACCGUAGACUUGUCGCGUAUUCAAACGGUGUUCCGAUUCGCUGACGAAGUCAUCAAAACGUACCCAUAUGUCUCACAUCUCAUUUGCAAUGCAGGAGUCGCUUCUUUCGUCAGCAUCAAUUGGCUUUUAGCUAUCAAGCAAUUUGUCAUGGACUGCGUUGAGGCCGUGACAGCUCCUAUAUACUACACGCAAGAAGUUGGACAAGUCAGUCAAGACGGGUUAGGGUGGGUAUGGCAGUGCAACGUCUUUGGACACUAUGUUCUGUUUCGAGCCCUGAAAUCCCACCUAGCAAAAUACCAAACGUCUACUGGCGCCCGCGUGAUUUGGAUGUCAUCUCAUGAAUCAAGCCCAAUUCAUUACAACCCUACAGACUGGCAGUUGAUCAAAUCUGCGCAUUCAUACGAAAGCUCAAAAUUCCAGAUAGACUUGAUCGCCCAUCAACUGGACCAGGUGUCACUCCAAGACUCUGACAAGUUGCCCACGCGACACCUGAUAGUACUACCUGGUGUCGCUGGCACAAACAUCGCCAACGCUCUUUUGGGUACUUUCUCAUCAAUGUGCAUGUUCCUGGCUUUCUAUCUCGCUCGUUUUCUUGGAUCUCCAUACCAUCUCAUAACCGCGUUCAAGGCAGCCAUCUCUGCGGUGCAUCUCUGCUUAGUGCCGUUGCCUUUGCUUCCCACAGUGAGCUCGACGGAGUUGGACGAUUCAGACCCUACAGCUACGGUUGAAGUGGGCUUCCGUUAUAUCUCAGAAUGUGACAGAUGGGGCAAAGAGCGUGUCGGUACGAUGAAGCUGACGCGUUCCAAAGAGCAUAACAACCAGUGUGAUGAGCUCUUGGACCGUUGCGAGCGACUUUUCACAGCAUUUUGUGAAGCAGAGGGACGUCCAGUACAUUCUUAACGAACCCGCCAGAUAUGUCAGGUUAAUAAUAAUUAUACCCUAUUUCUUCGACAUAUGUUAUGAUUGAGUUGAUUGUUAUUAGUGAUGGUGAUAGUAUUUAUUCGGGGAAUAAAUAUGCAACCGCCACCCACUCAAGAUUGUGAUGGCAGCUCUACUGCAAUUGUUGGUGUCGAACGAAAUAAUGGAAUUGUUCGUAUGUUAUCUGGUGCAGGACCUAUAGCGUCCAUCUUCUUGCGGGCACGGUCAGUUAUAACGGAGUUCGCCAUACCUCUCUCCAAACCCUCCAGCAGCGUGCAUGCCUUGCAAAGAUCAUUACUAGACAUAUACCCACAUCUCUUGCAUGUUUCUGCGGGCAAGUCAGUGUUAUAACUAUAACCAUGUGAAAAUGACAUCACUGACGCUGGGCCUUUUGAGUUGCCUUU
This is a messenger RNA of Suillus subaureus, 1710 nucleotides long. RefSeq names its product NAD(P)-binding protein. The transcript is spliced from 6 exons. The coding region runs from base 50 to 1288 and encodes 412 amino acids. Gene Ontology annotation, cellular component: lipid droplet; endoplasmic reticulum membrane; mitochondrial outer membrane. The record is from RefSeq and is a predicted model, not a curated record. Gene Ontology annotation, molecular function: 3-beta-hydroxysteroid 3-dehydrogenase (NADP+) activity. Lineage: Eukaryota; Fungi; Basidiomycota; Agaricomycetes; Boletales; Suillaceae.